UUGUGGAAGUGAACAGACUGAUGAUGAGGGAGUGUUAGUUAUUGUGAAAAGUUCUUAGUCGUCAUGAUAAUUAUGACACAUAAUGAUGACACAUUAGCGAUCAUAAGAUUUUUUUCUUUAACACAUGUCAGUGGAGUUUUUUCCUCAGGCAGCAAAUGAGUGAUUGUGGGUCAGAUGUUAGGAAGAACCAUAACUGUUCUCAGAGCUAUGAAAAGGGUUUUUGAGGGGGGAGGAAAAGGGGGAAACAACAGUGAAUUGUUAACAAAGCUGUGGGACAGAACAGAGUCCAGCUUCUGCCAAGGUGCUGAACAGAACACAGCAAGGGUUGUUUGUUCCGGGACUUCCUGCAGAGAAACGGUCAUCACUCUUUUCAGGCUAAAGGGCAAAUCUAAAACCACACAGCAAUGGCCCAAGAGACGAACCAGAGCCCGGUGCCCAUGCUUUGUGCCACAGGCUGUGGUUUCUAUGGCAACCCGAGAACCAAUGGCAUGUGCUCCGUGUGCUAUAAGGAACACCUGACACGGCAGCAAAGCAGUGACCGAAUGAGCCCCCUCAGCCCUAUGGGCUCAGCUGCUAGUCCUACCUCAGAGGCCUCAGCCAUCCAGAGACUAGAAGCCAGUCUAGCCAAGGUUGAUGCCUCCCCUGCCUCUUCACCAGACAUGUCUAGAACUAUUCAAGGAUCCCUCCCUGUGACUCAACAAAUGACAGAGAUGAGCAUCUCAAGAGAGGACAAGCCAGAACCCUUAGAGCCUGUUGUAAACCAGCCUGCUGCUUCUAGUCCUACACCUGUAGCUUCUUCUAGCGGUGACGAUAGCAAGGGCGAUACCCCUAAACCCAAGAAGAACAGGUGCUUCAUGUGCCGCAAAAGGGUUGGCCUUACAGGGUUUGACUGUCGCUGUGGAAACCUGUUCUGUGGCAUCCACCGGUACUCUGACAAGCACAACUGUCCCUAUGAUUACAAGGCUGAGGCUGCCGCCAAGAUCCGCAAGGAGAAUCCCGUGGUGGUGGCUGACAAGAUCCAGAGAAUAUAGAUGUGACAAAACAGCAACAGCAGAGGCAGCAACAAUGACAACACCUUUGACAAAGACUGGAGUAUGAGUGUGAACCUUUUGAAAUGAGCACUGGCUUGAGUGGCUAAGUGACGAUUGAAAGGACUUGAUUUACAAAAUUACAACCUCAAGAAAAAUGACGGGGGGAAAAAAGAAGAAAAAAAGAAAAGAUCCUGUCUGAGGGAGAUGCAUGAAUGAUCACUUUCCUCCUUUUUUGAUUAAUUCAUUAGUUUGUUUUAUCCAAUUUUCUGUGGUGUGACUUUGCCGCUGUUAAGUCCUCUCUUUUUUUUAAGAAUAUGUAUUGUCUUACUCAAAGCAGCCCAGGCUAACUGUCCAGGAUUUGCUGUGCUCCUCUCACCCAAACCAGGCGCCAUUUUGUGCCAAACCGUAGACAACCAUUUUAAUCAGACCCUGUCAUGUGUCAGACACAGGCAGGUCUUUUAAAACAUUCAUACUACACAGUGUAGCAGUCCACACGAGAUGUGUCCCUGAACUUCUUGCUCUGUGCUCCGUCGGUACUGGAGUCUGUCAGCGUUUGGAGAACUAUACAACUGUCCCCCACCAUGCACAAGGGGCUUUGUUACCAUGUCUCUGUCUUUCCUAGCUUUACCUACCUCACAGCUGCUGUGUUAAGCUUUGUCGUCUUCCCUUGUACUUUGUUUUCAUCAGCUUUGACCCCAGCAGAACAAUGGAUCAUCUGUGAUAGUCAGCCUUGGUGAUCAGCACAUCUGUGUUGACUUUGAUUGUGAUAAGGCUGUUCCGUUAUGACUGGAGGUAUCAUGCUAGACAGGGACAAACAAAUUCAUCCACGUUUCACUGAAUAUAAACACUUUCAAUGGUAAUAAUGAGUAAAGGCGCUCCCCAACUGGUCUGCGCUCACGAUGUAAUCACAGACGCCUGGUGUAGGGCUGUGUGUACCGAUGUGUGGCCUGAGAGGAAGGAUGGCACCCUUCCAUGGCAGGCCUGGUAGGUGAAUUUAAGCAACAAUGUUGUAGGGGCAUGAAUGAAUGAAUGGGAUAAAUGCAUGAAUAACUCUUCAUCUGCAUUAGUGUUUGGCAUCACUCAACUUAGGGUUUCAGAUAUUUUAUUUGCUGAGAGACAGUUAUGUUAUGUUUUAUUAGCUUUUCCUCUUCCAUCGAUAUUGUACUGAUGUUAGCGCAUGUUUUCAGUGCAUUUGUGGAACUAGGGUAUGUGAACCAUGACUUUUUUCUUUCUUUUUUUUUUAAAUGCGCUAACAGAACGUUCAUGUGAGCACAGUGAGUGUGAGUGUGUGUGUGUGUGUGUACCAUAUUUGUCUGUGGAGCUACCCGGUUUAUCAGCACAUGUUUACAGAACUACAGGAGCAUGCCAGAGCUAGAUUUAUGAAAAAUAAUAGAUACCAAGAUUAGAUGUAACUUCUCAUCUGUCUAACAGCUAUUGGUCUGUGUCUGCUUUAGAGCACCAUAGGUGUGUGUGUGUGUGUGUGUGUGUGUGUGUGUGUGUGUGCGCACGCGCACAUACCUGUGCAGAAGUGUGUUUUGAUGGCUGCCUGACACAUUGAAUUCAUGUAUGUUUGUGACUUGUGUUAACCCCGCCUCUUCCCCUUCUUUUUUUUUUCCCUGUAAGGAUGUUUUUCAUUUAAAGACAACUGUAUGUAUCCGUUUGAGUUUUUCCUUUCUGAUUCUUAGUUAUAUGCAAAUUUGUACAAAAAAAGAAAAAACAACAAACUGUGUUGAUAUUUAUGUAUUACAUAUAAUCUUGCUAUCCAGCAUUACGACAGAAUAGUAUCAUGUAAAUAAAUCUGUACAGAGAGACAUUA
Acanthopagrus latus (yellowfin seabream) is the source of this 2847-nucleotide messenger RNA. It is a transcript of the gene zfand5a, whose product is annotated as zinc finger, AN1-type domain 5a. NCBI's taxonomy places the organism in Eukaryota, Metazoa, Chordata, Actinopteri, Spariformes, Sparidae. The record is from RefSeq and is a predicted model, not a curated record. The transcript has 6 exons. Gene Ontology annotation, molecular function: DNA binding; zinc ion binding. The coding region runs from base 405 to 1031 and encodes 208 amino acids.